AUGGAGGCCAAUUUUGGUCCCCUGGGCGCCCUGCAAGCCAACCGAAUGAGUAGGGCCAAGACCCUGCGAGUGUUCGAGGAUGGAGAGAGGGAGACCUGUUUUCCCACACUACAGUAUCAAGCUACGGACGAUGGAGCUCCUAUGCUGGCACAGCUUGGCUGCCCCGAAGCUCGCCCAACAAGGCAUCACCUUGAAUCCCAGCCCAGGGCCAAUCGAUCGCAUCUCGACUCCCUACACCCGACUCUUGGCGCCGAGGCUCUGGCCUUCUCUCUGCCCGCCCAGCCCGCCUUCUUAGCCGUGCAAAUGGCAUGGGACUACAGCCAAGAGAGGCAUUAA
Penicillium canescens is the source of this 336-nucleotide messenger RNA. RefSeq lists its product as uncharacterized. Bases 1 to 336 code for a protein of 111 amino acids. The transcript has a single exon. The record is from RefSeq and is a predicted model, not a curated record. Lineage: Eukaryota; Fungi; Ascomycota; Eurotiomycetes; Eurotiales; Aspergillaceae.